CUUUUAAUAAUUCAGUGGACCGAAAGCCAAGGCUUUGUCUGCUCCCUUGCCUGUGUUGUGGUCCAGAUUACAUGCACAGUAUGCUGUACCUUCGCUUGGCUCCUCAGAGUAUUUAGUUUAUACACAGCACACUAAUGUAUUCUCCAUGUAGUUAAAAGUGGAUAUAGCGGGAACGUGGCAUAACCUCAUGUACCGGUCCAAUGAAAAGAGGAAGUGGUGCAAUCUCACAAAUUAUCAUCAUACCUAGUGGCUGGCACAUGUAACUGAAUUUAUUUUCCACCAAAUUAUUUUUUGUAAUUAUUUCUUGUCCCUUGUAAAAGUGACAGGGUCACAUAUGUUUUCUUGCCAGCUAUCAAACCUUAGCAGGUUGUAAUUCUCCCCCCCUCUUCAAUGUGAUCCUCCAUUUUAUUCCAGGAAGUAAACAGGGUAGUGUGUGUGUGUGUGUGUUUGUGUGUGUGUGUGUGUGUGUGUGUGUGUGGUGUGGCAGAACAGUAAAAUCACGUCACAUCAAGGAUGAAAAGACGAACUCUCCUUUUAUCUUGUCUGUGACAUUCUCAGGUGACUGGUCCUUGAGCUAUUCGGAUUGCUGUUGUGUUCUUGCUCCAUGCACCAGGUGAUGAAAUGAACUGUGAAAAUUAACCAGUUCCUUUGAUUUACAAAGAGCUCACUGUGAUUAUUAAAAGAUAAUUAUAAAUAACAACUCUACACCUAUACAGGCAAAAUAAUGUGUCAACAUGGAUUUAAUAAGUGUCAGGGGCAGUGGAUGGUUGGGUUUCCUGAAAGGAACAUUAAUUAUUCUGAGUUAAGAUACAGUUUUGGAAUCAGCACGAUGUUCUGCUCUCUGUGCUGGCAUAAUUGGCAGAUGUUAAUGUUUUUGGGGUCCCUAUGUGUGAAAAGUGCUUGCAUAAAAGAUGUGCAUUACAGUUAAAAUGUGUAACUCUUCAGCUCUCAGGGGUCCUUGAUUUCUUGCUUGCCAUGUAAAAUACAGCAUGGCCAUCAUGUUUUGACAAUGAUACUAAAAUAUUUAUAUGGUUGUGCAUGGUUGGAUCAUAAAAUAUAUCCUUGACUCAGAUAAACCGGAUAGUAGUGAUUUAUUAAUUUGAAUUUCAUAGUCAGAAAUGGAAUCUGAUUUGAAAGACCAUUUAAUGCUUCUCAUUAGGAAUAUUGACAGCGAGAGAAGGAUCCGCUUCUUCUUUUAUAUGAAUAAAUGAAUCAAAUGAACUAAGUCAAACCAUCUGUGUUUUCUGAUCAUUCAGUUGCUUCAACAGCAACAAAGGCAACAAAUAUUAACUUUUAGCAGUUAGAGUGGGGAUACAUCACUGCUUGUCUUAUGCGACUUUAUAGUAGAGUUUCAAUGGAAAUGCAGUUGUUAACAGUUCAUUUCUGGAAAUGACGUUUGAACAUCGAUUGUACAUAGCCGCACAGUGAAUUAGGUCAGUGAACGUGUGACACAUCAUGGCUUGCAUGUUCAUCGGCAGCUAAGCAGAUGUGUGGAUGUCACUGAGAUAUGCACAUUCAUAUACUCCACCAGCUGGGUGGCCCUAUUACGUCUCACAUCAUAAAUCCUUGACACAUAACUUGUCACAAUCCCUCAGGCUGGAUCUGGAACUGAGUUCUGAUGGCUGAAAAUAUAUGUCAGUCAUUUUGUUGUACAUGCCCCUCAGUGAUUAACUUCAUUCGCUUAAUGUCUACAAAAAGAAAAUCUAUUUUUUCAUUAAUUUGGUUUCUCACUUCUGUUAUUAAUAUUUAAGGUUGCUGUCAAACUGAUCUAACUGGCAGCGACAAUGAAAACAGCGUAUGCCAAUAUGUGGCUCUAAGAUGUGAUGUUUCACAAUAACAUUAAGAAUAAAUCAUAAACGUAUAUGCUGACAUUAGUUCGCUGGUAUGUGGCAGGAAGGCUGUUGGAAACUUUGAGCUGAUGAAACAAAUCUUAGUCUUUGUAUUUAAUGUAGUUAAUUAUGUUUUGUAGCACAUUUUAAAAACCUGUGUACGUGCAAUGACUAAUGCUAACUCAAAAAAGGCAGUGAUUCCUUUAUGCCCUGGUCUUUUGCUGUUUUAAUUAUCUCAUUGUGUUAGCCCUUCCCCUGAAAGUAAUGAACCUUUCUCAUUAACUGACCAGUCUGUAUCUAGGAUAAUACCUUUUUGUUUCCCAUCCUUAAUCUUAAUGCUGUAAACUGAGUAUUUGUGCUGUCCUCACGACUCUCAUCCAAAAACCUCUCCCCAUUGUUCGCAGAGAAUAUAUGACCGAAGUUAACCUGAAUGGAAUAGAAACCCUGACCUCUCCCACGUAAACACUAACAGAGGCUCGAGUCAGCGGGCUGUUAGUUUGAAUGAUAUCUCAAUUCUCUCUCCACCACCUUGGAAAAGAUAUACCACCCCCUCUCCCCCUGUCAACAGCAGUAAUUCAGAUAUUUGUCGGAUGCCUCAUAACACCACAAGGCUUAGAGGGUCUUGGUCUUCAUGUGACACAUCCAGCGAAGGCGUCCUGAAGAGGCUAUAAAUAGCAAAAUACAGUACAUCAGUUGUAAUCUGAAAAAGACAUCCCCAAGGAUCAGGAGAUUUUGUGAUCACCCAUAAUAUAUUCUUUAACCUUGCCAAAUCAGCAUUCCAUAGGCAACAAAGCCACCUCAAAUAGAAGCAUUGAGUUUUCAGCACCCCCAUUCUUUUUUCAGUGAGAAGAAACACAGCAUGAUUAUCUGAUGGAUUUACAAUCUAUUUAUGUUCAAAUGAUGAUUGCUAAUUGUUUUCCUCCAAAUUCACAGCUUUCUAGUAAUUUUACACGGGCACAAUUAGUGGGGAAAUGAUUUAGUUCACCAGUGUCUUGGGGCUCACUGAAUUUGCAUUGAAAAAGAAUCAUGGCAACAUGGACAAAAUUUGAUUGAGCUGAAAAUGUGUUAUUGUGGACGAAAUAGGGAGGUAUUUUGGAAAAUAUCCUGUGGGUUUACUAUAAUAGAAAUAGAAAUAGCACAGAAAUAGCAUACAAUAAAAUGAAGAAUUUAUUAUUCAAUUAAUUUGGUAAUAAUACAACCGUUUAUACGGUUGUUUUAGUGUUUUACUAACACUAAAACAUGUCUUAUGGUUUUAAGGCCACCAAGCUGGAUUCUGCAAAUACAUGCAGGAUCUAUAUCCACUGAAGUGUUGGGGAUUAAUUUUCUUUACCCACUAACAACAGAUGUAAGUAAAUUAUUACAACCAAAGAAUAACAGUCUCAUAAGCGAGUUAACCUGCCAUCAAGCAGCCAGGAGCUUUCUGCUAAGAUCUGCAUAUUUUUCACUUACAGGACACCGCCAAUCCCCCAACACACACACACACAAACACACACACACACACACACACACACAGCUCCGCAAUUUAAAUUAAUCUUUGUAGAAGGACUAAAGAAAUCACAAUAUUUAAUACAAAUUUACUAUACCCGUAACAUUUAACAUCCCUUCAACUUUUCCAGGCAUUGUUUCUAUGUUGUAAUGCUGUGCUUAUCAACCCAAAGAGUGAAGCCUCCGUAUUGAAAUAUAUCAAUAGCAUUGUAUUCCUCUGUGGCUUUAAACAGAUAUCUCAGUCAUGAGUGCAACCUAAUUUUCUAUAAUUUAAUCAUUAAAGAAACAGAGAGUUUGAUUGAUAAUUUUUCAUUUUUACACUGCAAGAUUUAUCUCCACUUGGUGUAGUUUCUUAAUAUUCAAAACAGGCUUCAGUAACUCACCGGAUGUUCAUUAUCUGCUCUCAGACAUUGUGCUGACACGAAUUUAUCCACCACAUUUCUUCACAUCAUGCGCUGUCUCUGUGAAAGCUGAGGGUAAAAGCUAUAAGUAGGCAAUAUUUCAUUUUUCGUUAAUAGCCGUGGCAAUUUUCCAUUGCGCUCUUUUAACAUAAAGGGCCCGCUGGCCACAUUCGGAGCAGAUUUCAAAAGACAUGGUUCCUGUAUGCAGCUACAUUUCCUCCAGUAUUAUCAAUAUUAUGCAGGUAUGUCCGGCACAACAAUGGCUUCAGAAGAAGAAUGUCUGUUGUAAGCCUUUGUGAGAUAGCAUGAGUGCAGAGAGGAAAAUCUGUUACUGCGCAAGGUUAUCAUUGCAGUUUCACUGCUCAGAUCAAGUUAUUACAGUCAGUUUGUGUAUUUCUCUCCACACAGAGCUGAAUGGCAGUAUACCGCCCGUCAAAUUGCAGAGGCAUAAAGGUCUCAUGGAAUAUAUAGACUUGGAACAUGCUGCAUGAGGCUUUGUAGGAGUUGUUGGAUUCUCAACCCAAGAUACUCAGCAGACUUCAAGGGCAAAUGGAUGUUAUAAUCCACUUUGAAAGAGACAUUUCCCGUUUGGCCAGUACGGGCAUGACUUUCCCUCUUGUAGAGAGGUGGAGGAGACAGUAGUUGGAAUAAGACUGAGAUACUCAGCAACACGUCUGACUCAUAACUUUUACAGCUAGCGGCUAAUCUGGGCUGACGAAAGCACAUCUUGAAUCAUAUAACCAUUCAUCUAUGAGGGCAGUUUCAGCACAGUGAGAACUUGAUUACACCAGAUGGAACAGAGGGAGGGACAUUAAACGUGAUGUUUUUGAAUAAUUCUCCUCUGUAUAAGUAUGAAUGACUGUCUUUUCUGCAGUAAUAGAUAGAUAGGUGGAUAGAACUAUUCAUCCCACGCCAGGGAUUUGUACUCGUUACAGCAGCAGAGUAUCACAAAGAGUAGGAAAAAAAUAUACAAUACAAUAUACAGGAAAACAACUACAGUUAUAUAAAGGGGGAGAGGGACUUUGAUGAUCCUCUCAGGACAGGAUCAUCGGCGAUCAUCCAGGUCUCUCUCCCCAAUAUUCAGGACAUUUUUCAGACAUGCAAUGUAUGCAGAUUCUCUUCCAUCAUUAACCAAAAUUGCUCAGUAAUAUGCAAUGCACAGCAAUGUCCCCACAGCAGUUUCUCUGGAGUAAGGUGCUCUGGGGCCUUAGUGUUUCAAUAAAAUUGGGCUAUACCUCUGUUGAUCCAACCCACUACUGAAUGCGAACUAUACACCUCAGAGAAAUUUACUGCUCCCUGGAAUGUGAUACCAAAGCAAUUAGUGUCGGAGAGAUUGGUAGACAUGAAAAAUCCUUACAGCAUGCCUUGGAGCCAAUACAAAGGCAAUGCAUCUCUGUUUUAUGGCCCCAUUGCUUAUUCAGUCUUGUUUGGUGUUCCUCUGCAAGACUCCAGAGUCAGUGGGGAAUUUUCCUGACAGGGCAAUAAAUUACUCUUGCAUUUAGCAUAAAGUCUCCCCAAUAAAGAUUAGACUAUAGGAUACUGCAGUGACCAGAGAGCAAUAUAAACAAUUCCCAGAGGGAAGAUGUUUUUGCUUUUGCUAAUCAAUGGGAGAAAGUCACACACUCGGCUAAAAACUUUAUAAUAGUGUGUUAAUCAGGACGUCAAUAGGAGCCACCACCCCUCCCCCUUCCUGCCUUAUCAUGUAUGUGCCAAUACACUGUGCUCCCAAGCAUCACAGGCCUUUCACUUCAUUUGUAUUGGCAUAACUGUAACAAUUUUUGACUAGUUUAUCCAUCUCUCACAUCAGCAAAUGAGUGGUAAUGAGUGAGGACAUAAAGUGUCACUUUAAAUAGCAGUGACAUUUUUUUCCUUGGGCACUAUCAGUCUUCAAACAGCAGAGACACCACGAGAUGACAGUAAAUUCCCUCGCAGAGAUGGCUUGGGUCUGUUUACGUGGCAUAACAAACAACCCUAAAUGUCAAUGAGCGGACUUGCUCUGUGAAGGACACCAAAGUGACUGGGCUGCAUUAUUUGCCACGAGUCUGAGGGAUUACUUGGAUGCCUGUAAAACAGCAUGUAAUCUAGCAGCCUUUUGGGACGGAGACCCAGUCUCGCCACAGUGCUGUGAGGAACAGACUGCUUAAGCCCCUGUCUUUGGAAAACACACAUGCACAGACAGAUAUGCACACACACACACAAACAAAGGCAUGGACACAGACACAUGGGAAAGCUGUUGCAUACAUUGUUGUGCUUGCUAGUUGUCCCAUUGGGUUGAGGAGCUUAGUUAUCCACUUAUGUACGGAGUUUAGUCUUAAGCGUUUUAAUUUUAGCUUAGAGUGGCGAGAAAGAUGCAGAAGCACCACAGAGAAUAGAGGAUUCAGGAGCCACGUGUCACAAUAAGCUCCUUUGUAUCUCAAUAAUUUGUAUCUUAUCUUGCAGUGUACAGCUCUUUGGGUUUUUUGGUUUUUUUUGGCCGAGGAGGGUAAACAGUUGGUUUUGAGCACAUUCUCCAGAAUGAACACCAACUCCUCAGAUGAGUUUUUCCAGGCCACAAAUCAUGCAGAGCAGACUUUCCGUAAGAUGGAGACGUACCUCCAGCACAAGCAGCUGUGCGAUGUCCUCUUGAUAGCAGGGGAUCACAAGAUACCAGCUCACAGAUUGGUCCUGAGUGCUGUGUCAGAUUAUUUCGCUGCCAUGUUCACCAGCGACGUGAGGGAGGCAAAGCAGGAGGAGAUCAAGAUGGAGGGAGUGGAUCCAGAGGCCCUCAGAUCUCUGGUUCAUUUCGCCUACACUGGUGUCCUUGAGCUGAAAGAGGAGACCAUUGAGAGUUUAUUGGCGGCAGCUUGCCUCCUCCAGCUUCCACAAGUCAUCCAGGUUUGCUGUAACUUUCUGAUGAAGCAGCUUCAUCCCUCCAAUUGCCUGGGAAUACGCUCCUUUGCAGACGCCCAAGGCUGCGUGGACCUUCUCAAUGUGGCUCAUAACUACACCAUGGAAAACUUUCUGGAGGUCAUUCAGAACCAGGAGUUCUUGCUGCUCCCCACAGCUGAGAUUGUUAAGCUGCUCUCCAGCGAUGACAUCAAUGUUCCUGACGAGGAAACCAUCUUCCAGGCUUUGAUGACGUGGGUGCGCUAUGAUGUCCAGCAUCGACAAAAGGACCUUGGUGUGCUUCUCGCUUUCAUCCGCCUGCCUCUUCUUCCUCCACAGCUCCUUGCAGAUCUGGAAAACAACAAGAUGUUCUCGGAUGAUCUGGAAUGCCAGAAGCUGCUGAUGGAGGCCAUGAAGUACCAUCUCCUGCCCGAGCGACGUCCCAUGUUUCAGAGCCCCAGAACCAAACCUAGAAAGUCCACCGUGGGUGCAUUUUACGCCGUUGGAGGGAUGGAUGCCACCAAGGGCUCUACCACCAUAGAAAAGUACGACCUGCGGACAAACACUUGGGUCCAGGGAGGAGUCAUGAACGGACGUCGGCUGCAGUUUGGUGUGGCGGUGAUAGACAACAAGUUGUACGUAGUCGGAGGGAGGGAUGGACUCAAGACUUCCAACAUGGUGGAGUGCUACAAUCCCAUCAGUAAAGUGUGGUCCACUAUGCCGCCCAUGUCAACACACAGACAUGGACUUGGUAUUGCUGUGCUGGAGGGCCCUAUGUAUGCUGUAGGCGGCCACGAUGGCUGGAGUUAUCUCAACACGGUGGAACGCUGGGACCCGCAGGCCAGACAGUGGAACUACGUGGCCAGUAUGUCGACGCCACGGAGCACCAUGGGAGUCACAGCACUCAAUGGAAAACUGUUUGCAGUAGGCGGUCGAGACGGCAGCUCGUGCCUGAGGUCGAUGGAGUGCUUCGAUCCGCACACCAACAAGUGGAGCAUGUGUGCGCCCAUGGCCAAGAGGCGCGGAGGAGUGGGUGUGGCGACGUACAACAACUUCCUGUACGCUGUAGGCGGACACGAUGCCCCCGCCUCCAACCACUGCUCUAGACUCUCCGAUUGUGUUGAGAGGUAUGACCCAAAGACGGACAUGUGGACCACAGUGUCCCCCCUCAGCGUUCCCCGGGACGCGGUGGGCGUGUGCCUGCUGGGUGACAGGCUGUAUGCUGUCGGUGGAUAUGACGGCCAGUCGUAUCUGACCACUGUUGAGUCCUACGAUGCACAGAACAACGAGUGGACAGAGGAGGUCCCUCUCAACAUUGGCAGGGCGGGCACCUGUGUGGUGGUGGUGAAAUUGCCUUGAGCGUUUUGUCCCAUGACGGCACGAGGAACAAAUGAGAGGGCUGCAAAGAAGAAGUGGACAAACAAAACAACAGAUCAAGGACAAAUCCUUCGAGAAUCAUGUUUUCCAUUUUUAUUUUUUUCUUCAAAAUCUGCCCUCUAUGAGUUUUCAGAGGGAAACACAGACUGAGCCUUGCCCACAAACCAUUGUUUCUUUCAUUAGUGGACAUGCCUGCCCACUGGGGAAGACUUGUUCAGAAACUGGAAUGCUGGGUGCGAAUUCUCCACAUUCUCAACCGAUCAAGAAUUUUCAUGGACUUGGCUCCGCUGCAGCAAAUCAGUGCCAAGCCUUUGUUAUACUGGUUUGUUCCACUAGUUUUAUGAAAAGUUCUGUGUGUAUGUCUGUAAAGAUCAAAUGUGAAAAAAAAAAGUUUCACUUUAAUAAAUAAGCCUAACUCCAGGUUACUUUUACAUUUAUACACAAACAUUUCCUAUCAGUGCCAUCGCAUACAGUAUAUUUUUGGGUUUAUAUUCCCUUUAUAGCCACUAACAAUUGUUAUAAAUGUAAAUACAGUAUGUACCAGUGUCUUUCCUUAGUGGGUGGUCUGAUAAUUACUAUUUAGCGAAGAAGACCACUGUGAACACUGAGACUGAGGAGUUUGCCCAGGAUGGGUUGGAGUUCGGGAAUGAAACAAACUUUUUGCUGGAUAAUAUAUUUGGACUUUUUUUUUAAUUUUUUUUUUAUGAGCCUGUAGCUGCAGAACACCAAAGUCAUUUGCUUGUCUUAGAAGAUGUACUGUUGCGCAUUAAAUAAGAGUUUACAAAAUUGUGAAUUACAGAGAAUGUAUCAUAUUGAUAUUUCACAAUGCUGUACAAUUCUUUCGGUGACCUUUCUGACACUACAUUUGUGUUGAUGGUAUCAUGCCUAAACCAGAGCAAUGGUGACAAUUGUUUCUAAUCUUUCGGCUUAAUCUCUGGGCAUGCUAGGCGAGCUAUGUAUUAUUUGAUUUAUACAAUGCUAUAUAUGAAGAUCAUUGUCUCUUCUGUAUUUUAAGAGCUUCAUUGCCUUCCUGAUCAUGUCGAUCAUUUUCACAAACACUGUUCAGUCAUUGCAUUCACCCUGAAGAAACGGCAAACCGUGGCUAGAUGCAUCCAAACCACCGAGAGAAAUGCAAGGGCUGUUUCACGAUUUCAGGCACAGCUCUUGAAAACCAGAUUUCAUCUGCACUUCUACUCGGAUCUAUUUGUAAUUGUAAUUAUAACAUGUUUUGGGGCCAAAUGUUACUUUUUAUGUUUUUGUCAUAAUUUUUGUACAGCAUGCAAACAGAUAAAUAAAAUGACUCCAGUCUUC
Messenger RNA from Scophthalmus maximus (turbot), 9268 nucleotides. It is a transcript of the gene klhl4, whose product is annotated as kelch-like family member 4. NCBI's taxonomy places the organism in Eukaryota, Metazoa, Chordata, Actinopteri, Pleuronectiformes, Scophthalmidae. The coding region runs from base 6230 to 7939 and encodes 569 amino acids. Gene Ontology annotation, molecular function: protein binding. The record is from RefSeq and is a predicted model, not a curated record. The transcript is spliced from 11 exons.